AAAUAAGCUUCCACAGUUCCACUCCUGCAAGCCUGGCCUUCAACUUCAUUAAAAAAAAAAAUCCUUCAAGUUUUAUUUGGCGAAAUUGAAGCUGUAGAUCAAGUUUGAGAUUCACGAAGGAGAAGAAGAGGAAGAUGGUGGCUACGCGGCGGCCGCAGUUCGUGCUGUUUGGAUCAUCCAUUGUUCAGAUGAGCUUCAAUGUUGGAGGCUGGGGUGCUAUUUUUGCUGACCUUUACGCCCGAAAGGCGGAUGUGUUACUACGAGGAUACAAUGGUUGGAACACGGGAAUGGCUCUCCAGGUCUUGGACAAGGUCUUCCCCAAGGACGAACUUGUUCAGCCCUCUUUGGUUAUACUUUAUUUUGGCGGUAAUGAUUCAACUAACCCUCACCCAAGUGGCCUCGGUGCUCAUGUGCCUCUUCCCGAAUAUAUUGAAAACAUGAAAAAGGUGAUAGCUCAUAUCAAGAGUCUUUCAAAUGAGACAAGGAUAAUAUGUCUUACUUCUCCUCCCGUCAACGAAGCAAGAAUUCGUGAAGUUUUCGGGAAUGAAUUAGAUGAUCAAGAGCGGACAAAUGAAGGUUGCCGUAUAUAUUCAGAAAAACUAGUGGAGUUAUGCAAAGAAAUGGAUGUUGAGGUCAUCAAUCUUUGGACUGCAAUUCAAGAAAGAGAUGACUGGGCUGAUUCUUGCUUUACUCUAUUUUCGGGUUGUAUGUGCAGAGAUGGAAUCCAUUUGUCGGCUGAAGGUUCCGAAACUGUGGUGAGGGAAAUAUUGAAGGUGCUCAAAAGAGUAGAUUGGGAGCCAAGCCUCUACUGGCUUAAAAUGGCACCUGAUUUUGCUUACGAUUCGCCAUAUUAUGUCGUUGGCCCUGAUGGUAAAACUACUGUAAAUUUGAGCAACCGCAUUGGUACUUGGAAAACGAGGUGGCUCGACAUUUGGCUGUCAAUGGCGGCCGGGUUUUCAGACGAUUCGCCUUAUUACAGCGUUGCUUCUGACGGAAAAACUUCCGUUAACGUCUCAGACACCAUUGCUCAAUGGGAAAUUUAGUUGACGGAGUUGAAGCUGAGGCCUCAAACUGUUCAGUUUCAGCUCCAUAUUGAAUGAAGUGAUGAUGCAGAAAUUUGCUGUACUUUUUAGGUCAUUGCUUUUUUGUUUUAUCAUAGGUUUCAUUUUGAAUUUUUGAGGGAUAUAUGUUGAUGCAAUUCAAUUAUAACAUGUAUUGAUCAAUGAAUGGGUGCCUUUGUAGUUGAAUGAAUUUUGAGACUUUAAUUAAAAUAAAAUAAGUAACAGUAAUUUGUGGAUUCCACUACAAAAUGUCAA
This is a messenger RNA of Salvia miltiorrhiza (redroot sage), 1316 nucleotides long. RefSeq names its product GDSL esterase/lipase CPRD49-like. Bases 135 to 1043 code for a protein of 302 amino acids. Lineage: Eukaryota; Viridiplantae; Streptophyta; Magnoliopsida; Lamiales; Lamiaceae. The record is from RefSeq and is a predicted model, not a curated record. The transcript has 6 exons. Gene Ontology annotation, molecular function: hydrolase activity, acting on ester bonds.